Messenger RNA from Guyanagaster necrorhizus, 558 nucleotides. RefSeq lists its product as uncharacterized. Bases 1 to 558 code for a protein of 185 amino acids. Lineage: Eukaryota; Fungi; Basidiomycota; Agaricomycetes; Agaricales; Physalacriaceae. The record is from RefSeq and is a predicted model, not a curated record. The transcript is spliced from 3 exons.
AUGCAGGGAGAAUUCUCGUUCUCGGAUGAUUCCUCGGUGCCAUUAGUGGAGGAUCAGGGAUUGGACGAGCUGUGGGGAUCGUUGAGACAGAAGAAGCAGACGCAGAUGGCAAAGGAUAAGUCUAAAGUCAAGUCGCUCGAGGAAGUCGAAUUCUCCCAGCAAAGUCCCGAAGUAUCCGAUCCACCCCGGCCUCCAAUUCACAAGUCGGUGAAGAGGACCAAAUCCUUAACUUCCUUCCGCGAGUCGAGUGACGGGAAGAUACUUAUUGCAUUCUUCGACAUGCGCGAUGUUGCCAAGGAGAACAUAAAUGUUACUUUCCAGAGCCAUCGUCUUAUGGUAUCGUGGUUCUCUGUCACUGUCAAUGAAACGGAAGACGAAGAAGGUCGUGUUGUGAUAGAAAAGAUAGAAAAGAAUUACCAAAGAACGCUUCCCUUGCCCGAGGGUACCACAUUCGAAGAAAUUAGAGGCACAAUGAAUGGACGACAUUUAGUCUUACGUUUGCCCAAUAGCCGCGCCUUCAAGGUUCAGAAUGUAACCGAGUCGACGGCGGAAUUUUAA